AUGCCAACUCAACUAAUACCAUCCCUUGAGAUGGCUCAGGAUACGGGGUUCUAUCAGAGAUUUCUCCAAAUUCGCCAGGUCGCUGUAUUGCUAUCCACUGCCUCUGCGUCCUUUUUCUACCGCUAUGGAAUGUACCCCGUGUAUUACGCCGCAUACAAGCUUCUUGCGUUCAUAUAUGGUGUGGUUAUGGUUUUCAUACGAGCUUUUAUGUUUGUCACCUUGAAGCCCCUAGUUAUGGUAGCGCAAACCAUUUGCUACGGCCUCUUCCUUCCUGCCAGGAUCUGGUGCAGACUCUGGGGAAUCACGAUCCCGUUGGAUUUAGAGUCUCAGGCCCGGAUUGCAGGCCAUUUAUGGUAUGCUGUGACAAAAAUCUCCGAGUUUCUCAUCAUCACAGUUGUCUUUGGGAUGCUCUUGGGUCUCUACGUUGGCGGUUUGAUCCAUUUGACGCGAUACGCGUUGACCCCAGCAAAGAAACUUGCGAUAUCAAAAGCAAAGAAACAUGUGAGUGUUUCCAAGCCGAGGAAGUACCACCGGGUGGUACCCCCAGCCGAGUUGAAGAUCAAGUCCAUGGAAGCGCGGAUUGAGAACAUGCCGUCGCGAAAGAGGGUGACCGGGGAGGAGCUUGAGUACCGGGGAGAUCUGGUACCGGUGAGUGCGUCUUCUGGAGUUUCCAUUCACCAGUUCCUCGACCGGUUGGAUACCCCGCCGUUAGAUAGAGAUUUCCUUCUGCCGCAGAUUCAUAAACGGUUGAACUUUGAGGAAGGCUCUGACAAUGACUUAGAGAGACCCGAACUGCGUGACGCGGCUCCUUUGCCUAUACAUCCACUCGUGGGUUCUGAAAUCCUUAAUCUCGACGAGAUAAGAAUAGCGCUCCAGCGAGACACGUCGCUUGAGUCCAUUCCCGAAGAGGAAUCCCGGAAUGCCACACCGAUGUCCAGGGACUUUGACACGACCCAGGCCACCCUCAACACUGUGAAUGCUUCAUUGCGGAAGCCGAAAAAGUCCAAGUACCCGAAGGAGUUUACGAUGAAACGAGUAUCCAGGUACGACGGUAAUGGAACGAGCGUGGGGGUUGGCUCGGAGGAUAUCUCCACUCCAACUUCGGGAACGCUGUCCGAAAGCGGGGAGGGGGUUUCCUCGAGGUCGAAUGUCUUUGAUACCCAGCGGAAUGCAUCGUCGAAGACGUCCCAUGCCACCGUGAGUAGCCGCAAAGACUAA
Babjeviella inositovora NRRL Y-12698 is the source of this 1218-nucleotide messenger RNA. RefSeq lists its product as uncharacterized. The transcript has a single exon. The record is from RefSeq and is a predicted model, not a curated record. The coding region runs from base 1 to 1218 and encodes 405 amino acids. Lineage: Eukaryota; Fungi; Ascomycota; Pichiomycetes; Serinales.